AAAAAAGAGACAGAUCACAGAGCUAAAACCUAAAUUUAAUUAAAUAAAUUUUUGAUUUUGAUGAAAGUAGUUAAUUGUUAAAAGUUAAAAUGUAUUCGUGAUAUUAUUAUUAUAUUCUCAUAUAUCUCUCUGCUUGGCUUGUGUUGUACCCCUGUACCUGCGUCUUUAACUUAGUAUAUAAACAUAUUCUCAAUAUUUGUAAGUUUUCAAUAAGAUUUGUGUUUUUUAUUUCGUAAGUAAAUCUUAGUGUUUAUGAUAGUCAAAAACAGACAUAUUUCUACCCAACAAUGUCUUCAGAAACAGCACAAGUCAGUUCGUUACCUUUGCCACCCAUUCAAUAUAUAAAUUUUUAUACUGAUGAUAAUGUAAGAAGAAAUAGAGCCCCUCUACCGCCUAGACCUAUUCAUGAUUCAUAUUCAAUGUUUGGCAAUACUUUUAAUGCAGAUGAUGCUAUUAUAAGAUCAUUGGAAAGUCAGGGCUUCAGAAGAUUAUAUCCUAUGCAUUUUGAGAGGAGGAGGGAGCUUAAGAAACUUAAUCACUCAUUACUUGUGAAUUUUCUAGAUCUACUAGAUCUUUUAGUUCAUUGUCCAGACUCACCUAAAAGAGCAGAAAAAGUAGAAGAUCUCAGCCUAUUGUUUAUUCACAUUCAUCAUUUAUUAAAUGAAUUCAGACCUCACCAAGCAAGAGAAACAUUAAGAGUUAUGAUGGAGUUACAAAAACGACAAAGAGUUGAAACUGCAAUGAGAUUUCAGAAACAUUUAGAUAAAGUUCAAGAUAUCCUACAAAAUGCACUACAAAGCCUGCCUGAUCAAAAUGAGAUCGAAUCAAAUUUCAAAAUACCACCAGAAAUAUUAGAACAAAUGGAAAGCAGUCCAAAUGAUACUUCUAAUCCAGAUGCAUGUUAUGAACUUGAUUAUAUUAUGUGUAAUGUGGUGGACAAUAUGAGAUAAAAUGUACCAUUUUUCAGAGAAUAAAUAAUUUGGUUCA
Messenger RNA from Leptidea sinapis, 987 nucleotides. RefSeq names its product mediator of RNA polymerase II transcription subunit 7 (gene MED7). Bases 288 to 950 code for a protein of 220 amino acids. The record is from RefSeq and is a predicted model, not a curated record. Lineage: Eukaryota; Metazoa; Arthropoda; Insecta; Lepidoptera; Pieridae. The transcript is spliced from 4 exons. Gene Ontology annotation, molecular function: transcription coregulator activity. Gene Ontology annotation, cellular component: core mediator complex; mediator complex. Gene Ontology annotation, biological process: regulation of transcription by RNA polymerase II.